GCUGUGCGCCCGCGGCGUGAGGCGUGGGAGGGAGCGCCGCCCGGCCGUGCGCGGCGCCGCCUCGCCGUGGUCCGCCGUCGCCUCCCGGCGCCCCGCGCGGUCCGAGUUUUCUGAGGACUAUGGAAAGAGGAAUGAGAAAUUAGGAGCAUUUCCUUUAGACCAACGUUUGAUGUUUGAUUUCUUCACAGAGUUAGUGUGGCCUUCGGAACUAUUGCGGAAGCAGGAGAAGAUUCUGUAACUGAGAGGCAUUCUGCGAGCUGCUGGAAAAUAUUACAGAAGGAGCACCUCCCAAAUUUUGCUUCAAGCUCUGACAGAAGGAGCGCACAGGGGAAACUUAGUGUGGCUGUGGAUCGAAGCGAACCCUGUGGGAGCGAUGAACGGGGACUUGGUGCGCGGACGCCUGGCCUGAUCUUGAGAGGCCUGAGUUUAUGUUGCUGGAACUGGCGGGCCGAGAGGCCCUGAGACCAGCAGGUGCCGUCUGUAUGGAGAAGAGCGGCUGUAGUCCAUUUCCAAUGUGUUGGGCUAAAGAUUAUGACAGAUACAUAGCAUCUAGCAAAAUAAUGGCAGCUGCUUACCUCGACCCAAACUUGAAUCACACACCGAAUUCAAGUACCAAGACUCACCUGGGUGCCGGGGUAGAACGCUCCCCGGGGGCAAUGGAGAGAGUGUUGAAGGUCUUUCAUUAUUUUGAAAACAGCAGUGAGCCAGCUACUUGGGCCAGUAUUAUCAGGCACGGAGAUGCUACUGAUGUCAGGGGCAUCAUUCAGAAGAUAGUGGACAGUCACAAAGUAAAGCACGUGGCCUGCUAUGGAUUUCGCCUCAGUCACCUGCGGUCAGAGGAGGUUCACUGGCUCCAUUUGGAUAUGGGUGUCUCCAAUGUGAGGGAGAAGUAUGAACUUGCACACCCACCAGAGGAGUGGAAAUACGAAUUGAGAAUUCGUUAUUUGCCAAAAGGAUUUCUAAACCAGUUUACUGAAGACAAGCCAACUCUGAAUUUCUUCUAUCAACAGGUGAAGAGUGACUACAUGUCUGAGAUAGCUGACCGCGUGGACCAGGACAUUGCUUUGAAGCUGGGCUGUCUAGAAAUACGGCGCUCAUACUGGGAGAUGAGAGGCAAUGCGCUGGAGAAGAAGUCUAACUAUGAAGUGCUGGAAAAAGAUGUUGGUUUGAAGCGAUUUUUUCCUAGGAGUUUACUGGAUUCUGUCAAGGCAAAAACACUAAGAAAGCUGAUCCAACAGACAUUUAGACAGUUUGCCAACCUUAACAGAGAAGAAAGUAUUCUGAAGUUCUUUGAGAUCCUCUCCCCAGUAUACAGAUUUGAUAAAGAAUGUUUCAAGUGUGCUCUGGGGUCAAGCUGGAUUAUUUCAGUGGAACUGGCAAUCGGCCCAGAAGAAGGAAUCAGUUACCUCACGGACAAAGGCUGCAACCCCACACACCUGGCUGACUUCAAUCAGGUGCAGACCAUUCAGUAUUCAAACAGCGAAGACAAGGACAGGAAAGGAAUGCUACAGUUGAAGAUCGCCGGCGCCCCCGAGCCUCUGACAGUGACAGCGCCAUCCCUAACCAUCGCCGAGAAUAUGGCUGACUUGAUAGAUGGGUACUGCCGGCUGGUGAACGGGGCCACGCAGUCUUUUAUCAUCAGACCCCAGAAAGAAGGUGAACGGGCUUUGCCAUCGAUACCAAAGCUGGCCAACAGCGAGAAGCAAGGCGUGCGGACACACGCGGUCUCCGUGUCAGAGGAAAAUGGGAACGGGAAGCAUCUUCUGUGGCCCCAAGAAACAGAUGAUUAUGCUGAGAUUAUAGAUGAAGAAGAUACCUACACCAUGCCGUCAAAAAGCUAUGGAAUAGAUGAAGCCAGGGAUUAUGAGAUUCAGAGAGAAAGAAUCGAGCUUGGACGCUGCAUCGGGGAAGGCCAGUUUGGAGAUGUCCAUCAAGGCGUCUAUAUGAGCCCAGAGAAUCCAGCUUUGGCGGUUGCAAUUAAAACAUGUAAAAACUGUACUUCGGACAGCGUGAGAGAGAAAUUCCUUCAAGAAGCCUUAACAAUGCGUCAGUUUGACCACCCUCACAUUGUGAAGUUGAUUGGCGUCAUCACGGAGAACCCCGUCUGGAUAAUCAUGGAGCUGUGCACGCUUGGAGAGCUGAGGUCAUUUCUGCAAGUAAGGAAGUACAGUUUGGAUCUAGCAUCUUUGAUCCUGUAUGCCUAUCAGCUUAGUACAGCUCUCGCGUAUCUGGAGAGCAAAAGAUUUGUGCACAGGGACAUUGCUGCUCGGAAUGUUCUGGUGUCCUCAAACGAUUGUGUAAAACUAGGAGACUUUGGAUUAUCCCGAUAUAUGGAAGACAGUACUUACUACAAAGCUUCCAAAGGAAAAUUGCCUAUUAAGUGGAUGGCUCCAGAGUCCAUCAAUUUUCGACGUUUUACCUCAGCUAGUGAUGUAUGGAUGUUUGGUGUAUGUAUGUGGGAGAUACUGAUGCAUGGUGUGAAGCCUUUUCAAGGAGUGAAGAACAAUGAUGUGAUCGGUCGAAUUGAGAAUGGGGAGAGAUUACCAAUGCCUCCAAAUUGCCCUCCUACCCUCUACAGCCUUAUGACGAAAUGCUGGGCUUAUGACCCCAGCAGGCGGCCCCGGUUCACUGAGCUCAAAGCUCAGCUCAGCACAAUCCUGGAGGAGGAGAAGGUGCAGCAAGAAGAACGGAUGAGGAUGGAGUCCAGAAGACAGGUCACAGUAUCCUGGGACUCCGGAGGGUCCGACGAAGCUCCACCCAAGCCCAGCAGACCCGGUUACCCUAGUCCAAGGUCCAGCGAAGGAUUUUAUCCCAGUCCACAGCACAUGGUACAAACCAAUCAUUACCAGGUCUCUGGCUAUCCUGCUUCACAUGGGAUCCCAGCCAUGGCCGGCAGCAUCUACCCAGGUCAGGCAUCUCUUUUGGACCAGACGGAUUCAUGGAAUCAUAGACCACAGGAGAUAUCAAUGUGGCAGCCCAACAUGGAGGACUCUGCUGCGCUGGACCUGCGAGGGAUUGGGCAGGUAUUGCCGACCCACCUAAUGGAAGAGCGGCUAAUCCGGCAGCAGCAGGAAAUGGAAGAAGAUCAGCGCUGGCUGGAAAAAGAGGAGAGAUUUCUGAAACCUGAUGUGCGGCUCUCUCGAGGCAGCAUUGACAGGGAGGAUGGAAGUCUCCAGGGCCCGACUGGAAACCAACACAUAUACCAGCCUGUGGGUAAACCAGAUCCUGCAGCUCCGCCAAAGAAACCGCCACGGCCUGGAGCCCCUGGUCACCUGGGCAGCCUCGCCAGCCUCAGCAGCCCCGGGGACAGUUACAAUGAGGGCGUCAAGCCAUGGAGGCUUCAGCCCCAGGAAAUCAGCCCCCCGCCCACUGCCAACCUGGACCGGUCCAACGACAGGGUGUACGAGAAUGUGACGGGCCUGGUGAAGGCUGUCAUCGAAAUGUCCAGCAAGAUCCAGCCAGCCCCACCGGAGGAGUAUGUUCCCAUGGUGAAGGAAGUCGGCCUGGCCCUGCGGACGUUACUGGCCACUGUGGACGAGACCCUUCCGGUCCUGCCGGCCAGCACGCACCGAGAGAUUGAGAUGGCCCAGAAGCUGUUGAACUCCGACCUGGGUGAGCUCAUCAACAAGAUGAAGCUGGCCCAGCAGUACGUCAUGACCAGUCUCCAGCAGGAGUACAAAAAGCAGAUGCUGACCGCUGCUCAUGCCUUGGCCGUGGAUGCCAAAAACUUACUCGAUGUCAUUGACCAAGCGAGACUGCGGAUGCUCGGACCAACGAGGCCACACUGAGGGGCCCUCCUUGAGGACAUCGUCCCGCGUUCCACCAGCAGCGAGGGGCCCCGUGGUCCCCGGCCGCCGGCACUCACCGCGCCAACGGUUGUGACUGACAGCUGGUUGAAAAUCUCUUUCAUAUAAGUUUAACCACAUUUGAUUUGAGUUCGUUUUUUUUGUUUGUUUCUUUUUUUUUUUUUUUUUUAAGUCAUGGUGUUCAGAACAGCCCAGGAUCCAAAAUGUGGCAUUUUUCUGAGAAUGAAAAUUGUUUGUGAGAAGCUUUUAAGAAUCCUGAAGAACAGACCACGUUCACAUGAGGGUGUGUUUCCGUGGAAAUGGCCGAGGUGGCAGCGUGUGGAUCCUGAUCCAGCCCGGCUGCGUGUCAGGAGACAGGGGACGAGACAGAGAGUUCCGGGAAACCCCAAGGGCUGAGAAUUCUCUGGCGAGCCCCAGGGUCAUGGCCCAGACUGGAGUCUCUGUCGUGAGAACACUCUUGAGUUGCAAUAUUGCUGACACCACUUUACAAGAAAGAAUAUCAGAGCUAUAUUUUGAAGACUUGAGUCAUUUCAGAAAAAAACAACCACCCUUUUGUCUUUCCUGCCUUUUCCUUUCCUGUUGGAUAUGUGAAGAUUUGGUUGGAAGCUAGCUGUAGAACACACUAAAAACUUUGUCUUUUUUCACCAGAAUAAUGUGCCAGUUUUUUGUAGCGAUGUUAUUUCUCAUGGAAGCAGAAAUGCUUUGUACCAGAGCACCUCCAGACUGCACUGAGAAGGGGCUCUGCAGCCAUCCCUGUUUCCAGUUUUAUAUAAUUUAUAAAGAAAGAUUAAAGCCAUGUUGACUACCUUGCAGCCACUGGAGCUAACGAACCCUUCAUUGCAUCUGUCUUCCCAGGAGAGAAUUCAGCAAAGCAGAGAGAUUUGGUUUUCUUUUGAUGUGCAGUUACACCAUCCAUUCUGUUAAAUAAUUUUGAAAAAUAUACCCUCCCUUUAGUUUGUCGGGGGAUAUAAAUUAUUCUCAGGAAGAAUAUAAUGAACUGUACAGUUACUUUGACCUAUUAAAAAGGUGUUACCAGUAAA
This is a messenger RNA of Canis lupus familiaris (dog), 4846 nucleotides long. RefSeq names its product protein tyrosine kinase 2 (gene PTK2). The coding region runs from base 429 to 3788 and encodes 1119 amino acids. Gene Ontology annotation, cellular component: focal adhesion; cytoskeleton. Gene Ontology annotation, biological process: signal complex assembly; protein phosphorylation. The record is from RefSeq and is a predicted model, not a curated record. The transcript has 36 exons. Gene Ontology annotation, molecular function: ATP binding; protein tyrosine kinase activity. Lineage: Eukaryota; Metazoa; Chordata; Mammalia; Carnivora; Canidae.